Uloborus diversus is the source of this 1664-nucleotide messenger RNA. RefSeq names its product ran-specific GTPase-activating protein-like. The record is from RefSeq and is a predicted model, not a curated record. Gene Ontology annotation, biological process: nucleocytoplasmic transport. NCBI's taxonomy places the organism in Eukaryota, Metazoa, Arthropoda, Arachnida, Araneae, Uloboridae. Gene Ontology annotation, molecular function: GTPase activator activity. The transcript has 6 exons. Gene Ontology annotation, cellular component: cytoplasm; nuclear pore. Bases 89 to 790 code for a protein of 233 amino acids.
ACGCGCGCUGGUUGUGUUUAUAAAUUUUACUAGAUAUCUCGAGAGAUUUAAUUUUUUUGAAAACAAUCUUGUGCGAUCUAAGGAGAAAAUGACGGAUGAACAGGGGGAUGUGCCAUCUAGUCCGGAAAUUCACUUUGAACCAAUUGUCAAGUUGCCCUUGGUGGAAGUCAAAACAUUGGAAGAAAAUGAGGAGACAUUAUUCCAAAUGAGAGCAAAAUUGUUCAGAUACGAUAGCUCAACAGAACCUCCAGAAUGGAAAGAAAGAGGGACUGGUGAUGUGAAAAUUCUGAAACACAAAUCAGAUGAUUAUGUUCGUAUAUUGAUGAGGAGAGAAAAGACAUUGAAAAUAUGUGCCAACCAUUACAUUUUACCGCAAAUGGAGUUGAAACCUAACAGCACAAGUGACAGAGCUUGGGUAUGGAGCACAUUAUCAGAUUUUGCUGAUGAAGAGCCUAAACCAGAACUUCUUGCAAUCAAAUUCGCAAAUGCGGAAAAUGCACAAAAAUUUAAAGAAGCGUUCAAUGCAGCUAAAGAACUUACUGCUUGCAAAUCAAUAUUUUCAGUCAGGCAGAAGCAAGAUGACUCUGAUUUUUCUUCAUCAGAUGAGCAUGAAGGUAACUCCAGUGUUGAGGAUGGAAAGUCUAAUGAGGAAAAUACUAAUGUAAAUGAAAAGGACUCUGAAGAAGUUGCAGAAAAACUGUCAAAUCUCAAUGUAAAAGAAAACUCGGAAGAGUCUCAAAAUAAAUCAAAUAACUCUGAAGUAUCUAUAGACAAAACUCAAAAAGACUAAAACAACUUUGGCUUACUAAUGGAUUCUCCUGUAAAAAUUUGCUUAAAAGUGGUUCUAAUUGUGUAAAAUAGACUUAAUGUUUUAAAUGUAUUUUACAGGAAAGUGGAACCAUCUUUUGAACAGUCACUAUUUGUUGUUAACGUAUGCAAACUUGAUCUCUGAAAGUUUUGUCUACAUGAAUAUAUUUUUGUAAAGUAUUUUUGAAUUGUGAAGGUUUUAAAUUAAAUGACAUUUAGUUACAUAAACAAUUUAAUUCUAGAGUGAAUUUGUGGCUAAGUGUAAGAUUUCAAAGCCUCCAACUGCUGUUAAAAUAUUUGAUAUUUGUCUGCAAUUUCAUAGAUUCUAUGCAGGUUUGAUGCUUUUUGUGAUAUGUAUAUUUUCAGAGCUUCUGUUAAAUGUGACUCAUGCUUUAAACUGAAUAUUUAAGUUUUUAGAAAUCAAGUUUCAUAUAUAUAUUUGUAUGCUAUAUUAUCAUGCAUAUUGAAGUAAUGUGACCAUAUGUACAUUUUCUAAUUUCAUGUUGCAUAUUUUAUCAUGCAUAUUUAUUAGGACAGCAUUUUUGUAAAUAAUUUAACCAUAUAAUGACUAGAUUUUUAGUUGCUUUGAGAAUGCCUUGAAUGUGGGACCAACAAUAUAUUUUUAGCUUUAUUUAGCAGUCAAUGUUGCUUUAAAUAGGGGUUUGGGGGUUAUAUGUACGAUUUUUUUAACAUGAAGCUCAAACAACUUUCAAUUCUUUCUUCGUUAUUUCAAGUAAUGUCAGAGAUAGUCAUAAAAUAUUAGGUCGACUUGUGGUAUAUUUUCCAUUGAUUUAAAUAUGCCUUCAAAUUGUUAAUGACAAGUUUGUAAUUUAAUAUGUUUUGAAAAUAAAGGUAUA